This is a messenger RNA of Eupeodes corollae, 884 nucleotides long. It is a transcript of the gene Vps20, whose product is annotated as charged multivesicular body protein 6-A. Gene Ontology annotation, biological process: vesicle budding from membrane; late endosome to vacuole transport via multivesicular body sorting pathway. NCBI's taxonomy places the organism in Eukaryota, Metazoa, Arthropoda, Insecta, Diptera, Syrphidae. Gene Ontology annotation, cellular component: ESCRT III complex; multivesicular body. The coding region runs from base 127 to 789 and encodes 220 amino acids. The transcript is spliced from 3 exons. The record is from RefSeq and is a predicted model, not a curated record.
UGUCAGUUAAAUAAAGAACAAGAAAAUACAGAGAUUAAAUAUGAUGAGCAAUUUCUUAUCUUCUACUUGAACCUGAAAAAAAGAAAAACAAAUAAUAAACUCAAAAUUAAAUCGAAAUUAUUAAAAAUGGGUGCUCUGUUUGGGAAAAGUAAAAAGCCACAAAGUAGAAUAACGGACCAAGACCGUGCUGUGCUGCAAUUGAAACAACAAAGAGAUCGUCUCAAGCAGUAUCAGAAGAGAGUCGAAUUGAACCUCGAAAAGGAUCGUGAGCAAGCUAAAAAAUGUCUACAAAUGGGACGAAAAGAACGAGCAAAAUUACUUCUGCGAAAAAAGAAGUACCAAGAGAAACUCCUCGAAAAUACAGACGUCCAGUUGGAGAACAUCGAAAAACUCGCUUCAGACAUAGAAUUCGCACAAAUCGAGGCUGAUAUUGUGAACAAACUGCGAAUGGGCAACGAAGCCCUUAAAGCAGCCAAUGACCUAAUGAACAUCGAAGAAAUUGAGAAUAUUAUGGACGAAACGAGAGAAGGAGCCGAGAAACAGAAGGAAAUCGAUUCAAUACUAUCGGGAGCUCUGACAGACCAAGAUGAAGAAGAUGUCCUAGCUGAAUUAGAUGAUCUGGUAAAUGCCGAUGAGGCGGAAAAGAAUGCAGCAAACAAAAUCGAUGACGACGCCGUCAUUCAGUUGCCUGAGGUACCUGCGGAUGAACCUGUUGCUGACGAUGCGAGCGAAGAACCAAAGAGAGUCAAGGAGAAAGAGAAACAAAAGCGAGUUCUUGUUGAAGCUUAAAACUAUUUAUUUUUUAUUUUUAUAUACGUCUAAGUCUAGGGUGUGUGUAUUUGCAAUGAAAAUAAAUUAGUUUUUAGAAAACGCCUUCACCUUGA